This is a messenger RNA of Manihot esculenta (cassava), 1510 nucleotides long. Its product is annotated as probable E3 ubiquitin-protein ligase BAH1-like 1. The coding region runs from base 322 to 1305 and encodes 327 amino acids. Lineage: Eukaryota; Viridiplantae; Streptophyta; Magnoliopsida; Malpighiales; Euphorbiaceae. The record is from RefSeq and is a predicted model, not a curated record. Gene Ontology annotation, molecular function: metal ion binding. The transcript is spliced from 6 exons.
AAAGAAAAAGAUGGCUAUCGGAUUUAACGUCGGAGAAAAUUCCGAUAAUUUGACUAUUUCUGUAGCCACCCUGUGAAUAAAUACUAUCCCUAUAUAUACGUCCCCUAAUUGGCUUGCCAAUCCCCACCCCACCUCCAAAUCCAAUCACACAUAGAGACUGAGGGAGAGUCGUCUCCUUCACCUAAAAACAAAGGAAUCACAUUCUUUAUGCUUCCUUUAUUGAUUAAUGUAUUGGAUAUUCCUGGGGACUGAGCCAUUGGUUUCUCUGUGAGAUUUUUAGAGAAUUCAAGCCAAAGUGUCCGCUGGGUUUCAUCAUAAAACAUGAAGUUCUGCAAGAAAUAUCAGGAGUACAUGCAAGCCCAAGAGAAAGAACUUCCUGGGGUUGGUUUAAAGAAGCUUAAAAAGAUUUUGAAGAAAUGCAGGAGAGAUUUUGAAUCCCAUCAAGAACUUGAAGGGUCUCCUUCUGCUGCUCAACACUGUCCUCAUCAUUGUCCAGUGUGCGAUGGAACCUUCUUCCCUUCCCUUCUCAACGAAAUGUCUGCAGUAGUUGGUUGCUUUAAUGAGCGAGCACAGAAAUUGCUUGAGCUGCAUCUGGCUUCCGGCUUUAGAAAAUACUUCAUUUGGUGCAAAGGCAAGUUGCAAGGAAAUCAUGUUGCCUUGAUGCAAGAAGGCAAGGAUCUGGUUACCUAUGCACUUAUAAAUGCAAUUGCAGUCAGAAAAAUUCUAAAGAAAUAUGAUAAGAUUCAUUACUCCAACCAAGGACAGGCCUUCAGGUCACAAGCUCAAAGUAUGCACAUUGAGAUUCUCCAGUCUCCCUGGCUCUGUGAGCUUAUGGCUUUCCAUAUCAAUUUAAGGAACACAAAGGUCAAGUCAAAGAAGAAGGCCCCUGCCUUGUUUGAGGGGUGCUCACUAACAUUUGAUGAUGAUGACAAACCAUCACUCUCUUGUGAGCUCUUUGAUUCUGUCAAGCUUGAUAUUGAUUUGACUUGUUCAAUAUGCUUGGAUACAGUAUUUGACCCAGUUUCUCUUACAUGUGGCCAUAUAUUCUGCUAUAUGUGUUCUUGCUCCGCUGCUUCGGUGACUAUUGUUGAUGGCCUGAAAGCUGCAGAGCCUAAAGAAAAAUGCCCUUUAUGCCGGGAGACUGGAGUUUAUGAAGGUGCUCUACACUUGGAAGAGCUUAAUAUUUUAUUAAGUCAAAGUUGUGCCGAGUAUUGGGAGCAGCGGCUGCAAUCAGAGAGGUUGGAGAGGAUUCGUCAGGCAAAGCAGCACUGGGAAUACCAGUGUCGAGCAUUCAUGGGUGUCUAGAAUAAAAUUUAGAUUUCAUAACUUCUUCCAGAUCUUGUCAUAAAUAAAUUUAAUCAGACUCUUCUCUCUUCUCGGUCAGGAUUUGAAUUAAUUGUGAUAUGUGCUCUUUUGAGCGUGGCUUGAUUUAGCCAAGCUUUUGUCUGUAGCUAGUGGUGUAUAAAAUUUUCUCGCUUGGAGAAAUGGAAUGAACGUUUUCUGCUGUAAA